Colletotrichum orchidophilum is the source of this 2250-nucleotide messenger RNA. RefSeq names its product breast cancer protein. Bases 1 to 2250 code for a protein of 749 amino acids. NCBI's taxonomy places the organism in Eukaryota, Fungi, Ascomycota, Sordariomycetes, Glomerellales, Glomerellaceae. The record is from RefSeq and is a predicted model, not a curated record. Gene Ontology annotation, cellular component: cytosol; mitochondrial outer membrane; nucleus. The transcript has 2 exons.
AUGAGUCGACUGGGCUCAUGGUUCCGUUCAGCGGGCAAGGUGAGCAGCAAUGCGAGCCCGGCCGCGUCGUCGAUCAACCUGUCCUCCAAGGAGCUUUCCGCCAAGGAAAUGGCCGAUAUCGAAGGGGCCAUGGCGGCUGCCGCCUUCAUCAUGAACGACGACAUUGAUGGUGCCGAGGAGCGUUUGCGCAAGGGCGACUCGGCCUUUCACCAGUUGGGCCUGGCCAUGACGACAUUUCUCCGCUCCGUGCUUGGGUUCGAGAAGGAGGUCAUGAACGAGGCUUCAAAACGGCUGGCCGACACGGAGGCCAAGGCCUGGGCGGACUAUAAAAAGGCCGAACGAGACGCCACGAGCAGCAGGAUUUACGCGCCCGGGACCGAGUUCUUGCUCAUCCAUGCCGAGUCUCAGCUCAUGGCGGCCGUCGUUGCCGUGUUGCACGAGAGUCUGACGGAGGCUCUCAAGGGUUUCUACAAGCUUCGCAAGGCGUUUGUCACCCUUGACAGCAUCAUGAUGCAGGAGGCCAAGGCGUUGGACAAGGAAAGGAACAAGGCUGACCCGCCGCCCCUGCGGCAACGGAUGAGCGAGGAGAAAAUGCCCGGGAGCUUUGACGACGAAGAGUUUGCCGACCUGGACCGGAACGAUGACAGCGACAUUGACUUUGUGGACGCCAGCGAGGUUCCCAAGUCGGGUGCCGUGACGCCGGCGGAGAAGAAGGCAAACGGUCCAGCGACGGACGCACCGCCGGCCCAGGAUCUGGCGGCGCUGAGUCUGGAUUCCGGCACAUCAACACCCUCCGGCGACGCGAAGCUCGCCCCUCUCCAGGUCUCUUCGCAAAUGGCCGAUGACUCGGACACGGACUCUGGCGUCUUCUCGAACCCCGUUGACGCCUUCAUCCACAGCGGUGCCAACAUGUGCUUCGGUAUGCUGCUCUUCAUGCUCAGCAUGGUCCCGCCCGCCUUCUCCCGCCUGCUGUACGUUGUGGGCUUCAGAGGCGACCGUGAGCGCGGCGUGCGCAUGCUCUGGAAGAGCACACAGUUUGACAACCUCAACGGCGCGGUAUCUGGUCUGAUCCUGUUGGGAUACUACAAUGGAAUUCUGGGCCAGGCGGAUAUCGUACCCGCGGAACGGGACUUUGACGCCAACGCUGAGAUGGUGGGGUACCCCGCGCAAAAGUGUGAGGCCCUUCUGGCCUCCAUGCGGACGCGUUACCCGGACUCACGCCUAUGGCGCGUGGAGGAAUCCCGCGUCCUGGCCCAGCAGCGCCGGCUCGCGGACGCCAUCAAGCUCCUGACGACGGGGCAGGAGUCCAAGAUGCGCCAGGUGACCGCCCUCAACGCCUUUGAGCUCGCUCUGGCCGCCAUGUCGCACCAAGACUGGGAACUCAUGCAGAAGACGUUCCUCCGCUGCCUCGAGCUCAACGACUGGAGCCACACGCUGUACAACUACAUGGCCGGGUGCGCCGAGCUGGAGCUGUACCGCGACGCGUUCCACGCCGAGAAGAAAGAUGAGGUCGAGAUGCGGCGGAGGAAGAAGAAGGCCGAGGAGCUGUUUCGCAAGGCGCCGACGACGGCGGGGAAGAAGAAGUUUAUGGCGCGCCAGUUACCGUUUGACACGUUCAUCACGCGCAAGAUUCAAAAGUGGGAGGAGCGCGCAAAGGAGUUGAAGGUCGAUCUGGCGGACGCCGUCGCCGUUAGUCCCGCGCAGGAGAUGGUGGGCUUAUGGAACGGGACGAGGAGGAUGAAUGACGAGGAGCUGCACAUGUCGGUCAAAAGCUUGAGAUGGGAGCGGUGCACUCUUCCAGCCGAGGCCCUGGAGAAGGUGAAGAAGACUCCCGACGAGGCUUCCAUCCGGUCGACUUGCCUCGCGGCUAUCUAUAGGAGCCUGGGGCGCUUCGAGGAUGCUAGGGCAAUUCUGCAGACAGAGGUCCUCAAUGCAGACAGGGCGGCGUUCAAGGGCUCUACAAAGGAUGAGUACCCCCUGCCGACGGCGCACUACGAGAUGGCAGUCGUGGCUUGGUUCGAGUGCUGCCAGCCGGAGAAGCGCCAGGUUGCGGCAGACGAGCCCUCGGACGCCGAGGGCCAGGCUAAGGCUGUGGCGGACUACCGCAAGAAGAAGGUGGACGAGUGCCAGGAGUGGCUCGACAAGGUUGUCGCGUGGGAGGCGUUUGUGUUUGACGCUAGACUGGGCAUGCGUGUGCAGGCGGCGCUGGAGACACUCAAGUGGUUCAAGAAGAAGAACAAGUGGGCGUAG